UACAGGAAAUGGACUCUCAGUGCGCCGGCUCCUUUCUAAAUGGUCUUUGCUACUGGUAUGGACUCCUGUCCCGGUAAUGUGUGUCAUUCAAAUAUGUUUUCAGGGUCUGUUUACGCGGUAAUAGCCGGCAUUUUGGGGGCCACUGCCUCUCUGUCUGCCAAGCUGUCACUCGGGCCAGACUACCUGAGAGAGAUGUGUGAGUCGGGGCUCAGCGGCUGGGCUGAAACGGACUGUGGAUCCGCAACAUGUGACUGGCUCCACAUCCCCCUGCGGCUGUUGUGUGGAGGCCUGCUGUUCACCUGUAAUGCUGUCAUGUGGGCCUUCUUCUCCAAGGCCCUCCGACACUGCUCCUCUUCAGCCAGGGUCACAGUCACUACCACGGCAUCCAACUUCAUCUCCUCAGCCGUCCUGGGGAGGGUGAUUUUUGGAGAGUUUCAUGCAGUUCUAUGGUGGGUGGGAAUCUCUCUCACCCUGUGUGGACUGCUGAUGCUUCAUGGAUCAACACCUCAGACGCUCCCACAGGGGGAGGGCAAAAGCACAGCUAAUGUAGCUUUGACUCAUCAAAGCAUACAGCCACUGCUCUUCAGUCACAACAACCUGGGACCAGACUCCAUCAGAGACGCAUGAUAAUGGAAUUUCUCAGGCACUUAAAAGUGGAAAUUCAAGGAUAAUUUAUUGUCAUUGUGCAAAUGCAGUUGUAGCUUAGUCCAUUAUGCUACACAGAAAACAUGACAAAACCGAACAAUAACAGUAGUUGUGUUCUGUUUGCAACAGAAAUGUAAACAAACAAAAACAAUGGUGAAUUCUCUGGCCAGAUAAUAUGGCCGGUAUCUUUAACAUUAAUACAUUUGACGUCAGGUGUUUGCCCGCACAGGCUCUCACAGACUCGAAGAUGCUGCACUCCAACCAACGCACUUCUUUCUCCGUUGUUUAUGAGUGUAUCUCAUAUGCCAAACAUGCUCCAGUAAAAUAAGACAACAAUUAAAACAAAUGUAGCAAAGUUCAUGGGAGCUACCGGCCACUGGAUUUAAAUGCGCCACCGUUGCUCCAGCAACAUAUGUUGCUUAUGUAAGUGCAAUUAAAUCAGCAGACUGUUGCACAGAGAUGAUGGUACAUGCAGCACAUCAGUCCCAGUUACCAAUUUAGAGUAUAAUGUGCAUUGAUUGUCUGUUUCGGAGGUUGGUGUUUUCUUUAUUUCCCCUCUGUGACAGUAUCGAGGUGACUGGGUUACUGAGGUCAGCAGAUGUAUUGGAGUCCAACUUUCUACUCACAUUUUGGCCUCUAACUCUUGAACUGUUUACAUCUUGGUGAAGAUUAGUACAAUGUGGUCAACUUUACUAAUUAUGAAAGCAAUGUUGCACUAUUAAAAGGAAACAUCAUUGCACAACUGAUUUUGAUGGAUUCUGAACAGAAUGUUGACACCCUAAGAAUUAAGCAGUGACAAGGAAAUUGAUAUGGUGGCAAUAAUACAAGAACAUGAAAUUACUGUCACUCAAAAUGUAUUAGUAGAUAUACAAGUCCUCAUUGUACUUGUGGGAAAUCAUUCCAAACACCAGAGACAAUUUGUACUGGUUAAAUGUAGUGAGUUGCAUUUGUGGUCAAAAAACAAUACAGCAUUUAAACUUGCACUGUGAAAUGUAGAGACUUAUUAUAUAAGAAUCGUACGAGGAUUUAUGCUGAAGGUGUGUUUAUUUUAUAUAAAAUCCAAAAAUAAAGGGUGUCUACUUUAUUUAAAAGGAGACAUAUCUCACUUUA
This is a messenger RNA of Cottoperca gobio, 1755 nucleotides long. RefSeq names its product transmembrane protein 42-like. The record is from RefSeq and is a predicted model, not a curated record. NCBI's taxonomy places the organism in Eukaryota, Metazoa, Chordata, Actinopteri, Perciformes, Bovichtidae.